UUCACGUGCAGAAGCGUGGGCGCUACGGCUUCAGCCCUACGAUUUUUCAGUAGUACACGUUCCUGGUUCUGAUAAUAUAUCCGACAUCUUCUCAAGACUUUGUAAUCAGUCGGAUGCGCCCUUUGAUGAAGCGUCAGAACACUACGUUUGCGGAAUUGGUGAAGGACCGUCUGCUAUUACACUAGAUGAGAUCAAAAAAGCAACCGAAUUAGAUGAUACCCUCAAAGGAGUCGUUAAGGCUAUCGAAACGACAGUGUGGCCUCCGAACUUAUUUGCUUACCAGGCUUUUUCCAAGGAAUUGGGAAUUAUAGAUGGCGUUGUCGUGAGAGAUGAACGAAUUAUACUCCCUUCGAAGCUGCGGCCCAGAGCAUUGGAUAUAGCACAUCGAGGACAUCCUGGCGUAGUUUCAAUGAAACGAAAUCUACGAGAGAAGGUUUGGUGGCCCUAUAUGGACCGUGACGUUGAAAAUCGUGUGCAAGAAUGUGCUGGUUGUGCUUCAGUUAGCUUACAAGGAACGCCAGAGCCAAUGCUACGCAAAGAGAUGCCUGACCGUGCGUGGCAGGAUUUGGCAGUGGACUUUUUCUCGGCUAAGGAAUGUGCCACGUUUUUAGUAUUGGUAGAUUACUAUAGCCGAUUUCUAACUGUUAUUGAAAUGAAAGCUACGAAUGCAUCAAAGACCAUCGAGGCAUUGGAAGGCAUUUUUAAAGAGCACACCUACCCAGAAACAAUUCGUGCUGAUAAUGGCCCACCUUUUGCUAGCGAAGAGUUUUCGAACUACUGCAUCCGUAAAAACAUUCGCCUGGUUCGUACCAUUCCGUACUGGCCCCAAAUGAAUGGGCUAGUCGAACGACAAAACCAAGGAAUUCUGCGGACUUUGCGAAUUGCCAGGUCGAUGAAAGAAGAUUGGAGAAAAGCUAUCAGUGAAUAUGUGUAUUCGUACAAUACAACUCCACAUUCUGUCACGGGUAAAUCACCCAUGGAGCUGCUUACAGGAAGACCUGUGAAGGAUCUGUUGCCUUCUCUAAGGACGGAGCCGUACUGGAGGCGUGAUGAGGAAGUACGUGACAAGGACAGCAUCAAGAAAAUGCAAGGAAAGUUGUACGCAGAUAAACGACGACAAGCGAAAAAUUCAGAUAUAGCGGUCGGAGAUACCGUCAUGAUAAAAAAUUACGAUCUGGGCAAGUUGGAACCUAGUUUCCGAUCCGAAAAGUACUCAGUAAUCCAGAGGAGCGGGAGUGAUGUUGUCGUACUGAGCGAAGAUGGGGUUAAAUAUCGACGUCCCGUGGCCCAUUUGAAGAAAUGGCCAACGUCAUGUAAUGGAGACGAUUUUCCACAGCCAAACACUCAGGAACCACGGAGAGCAAUUAUUGAAAACGGAACAGGAGAGCCCGAUUCCAGCGAAGUAACAACCCCGAAGCGACCUAGAAGAUCCGCUAAAUUACCAGCACGGUACAACGAAUGAUCAAAUGAGAUUGAUUGUAUUUUUU
Messenger RNA from Armigeres subalbatus, 1487 nucleotides. RefSeq lists its product as uncharacterized. Bases 410 to 1462 code for a protein of 350 amino acids. The record is from RefSeq and is a predicted model, not a curated record. The transcript has 2 exons. Gene Ontology annotation, molecular function: nucleic acid binding. NCBI's taxonomy places the organism in Eukaryota, Metazoa, Arthropoda, Insecta, Diptera, Culicidae. Gene Ontology annotation, biological process: DNA integration.